AUGGCUCUGAGAAUGAUAAUUGGCGCUUUGAAGAGAGCAUACCCAAGAGUGCCGGUGAUGACCACAGACGAGCUACAGCAUUUAAUGAAGAAGACCGCAUCACAGUCAGGUUACAGAAAGCUCGUCCUGUUGGUAAGCAAGAGAUGUUCUACGUCAUUAGUUUUUUCAGCUGUUUGUAUACUGUGUAUACCGCACACCGCGGUGCGCAGUUUCCAAAGAGUUCAGGAGACUCUAUCCCUUGUUAUCGGCUUGCGUUGCCCUUGCGGUUGGUGCUAACUUACAGCUUUCAAUCGAGAACUAAAGAUGUACCGGAAAAAUUCAAAACUCGCCCUAGGUUUAGAAGAUUUUGCACUAAACAACAACCAACAACAACCAACGUCGUAAUUACAAAUUUUGUGACAAUAAACACUGUCUGCAGCAAGCUAAGCCAUCAAAGCAUAGUUAGUGGCAUAGUGCAUAUAUACAAGCCUAAUUAGACAGGGUUACAGGAGUGUUGACACUCAGUGUUUGUUGAAACAAAAAUACACUUUCGGAACACAGCGAGAGAAGCCUAACAGCACUUUGAUAUAGGGCUGUUGUUGCUGCUGUUUUUGUUGUUUCUGUUUUAUCUUUUUCAAAAAUUCGUUCAGUUUUGAUGUAAGCAGCAACGUUGAACGGUUUCAAAUAAGCCACACUAUAAACAAAAAUGGGGCACGAAAGCCACCCACGUCACAUGCAUGUCACGACCUUGUCUGCUCAACUCACGAAUAUCAGACAAUAUCCGGGAUUAUAAACUCGAUGGAAAAAUAUCAUCGCUGCUUUAUAGUCACAAAAUUAUUGUUUACCAAGAAUAGGAGGUGAUAACUGAGUAAUUUUUCUCUUGGAUUUGACCGUAUUUUUUUCGCGAAGGACACGAUUCUAUUCAUUACGUAAUUAAAACGUAGCUGCACUGUCCUUUUAAAUUUGCAUUAUGCAUUACAUUAAACUCACGCAAACUGCGUUUAGAUAGAAGACAGGUAAACUUUAUUUAACCACGAGCAAUUCAUCAGCUAUUUACCAAAAGUUAUCAAACUGUAACUACACAACUCUGAUUAUAUUAAACUAAGCAUUGAACUACACUAUAUUCAGGGGCGUAGCGACCAUAUACUCACAUACGCACGUGCGUACCUCAAAAAUUUAAAAAUACAGAUUUUUUAUAGACCUUGUCACGGUUUUCGACGCCAUCUUGACGAGUUGGCAAGCGCGUGAGAAGUUACAGUGUUUCUAUGAGAAUCUAAUGUCGAAUAAUUUCUCUAGAACGGCUGUUCUGAAAAAAAUAUCGAUUGUAAACUAAAGCUUCACUCCUAAGGAUUCUACUGAAAAAAAUUGAGGGCCUUACAUGCGCUAGAAGAUCUAGAGCUGCUAGAACCACUUUUUUAAAUUUUCAAUACAUUUGUCUGUAAGAAAGUCCCGGAAAAAUUACAGACAAAUAUGUGGAAAAUCUGAAGCAAGCCUCUGGAGAAAUUUAAGAACAGGUACGCCCCCAAAAUUUUUUGGUCCAAUCCUUUGUAAACUUUAGUUUACAGUUAUAUUUUUUCAGAACAGCCGUUUUACGGAAAUUAUUCGACAGUAGAUUCUUAUACUCGCCAAGAUGACGUCGAAAACCGUGACAAGGUCUAUUUAAUUAUUUAUUUCUUUAUUUAAAUAUCUAAAAAAACUGCUUUUCUCUGGAAAUGUGUACGUGGGAAAAGAAAACAUAACGACGAUAAAAUGCUUUUCUUUUGAAACACUUUUAACGUGAUAAAUUAGUAAGGUUAUACCCAAGUUUUGGGUGCGACUUUUUUAGCCGGAGUUUUAUUAACAAGGUCAAUGAAGCGGAACCAACCGAAAGUAAAGUUCCUGUUUGAAAACUUAAUCAAAUAAUUGUAAAAAGGUUUUUUAUCCUUCUAGAAUUCUCGACUUACCAGAAGAGGACGUGAGUUUUCGUUGUUUACAUAUUUUUGCUUUAAGAAAAAAAGUUAUGAAAUAAAUAAAGAAAAAAGUGAAACCACGGGCGCGAUCCAUUCAACCAAAAUUUCCGACCGGUCCGACCGGGAAAAGUGGUCCACCUCAAAAGGUGGACCAUUUUUUUCGAAACUUUUGCGGUUGGACCGAACCGAUCCAUUGAGUUUUGGACCGAAAUUUCAGGAAAUUUUGUUGAAUGGAUCGCGCCCCACAACUCUGGUCGACGGGACCCUUGAUGACGCCAGCCGCCAGUUCUGUCCAGGGAUAUAUGUCGCUUUUGUCACUUUGCUAACCUAUCCUGUGUCAACCUGCGCUACCGAAGGCAGUUUUAACGGCAUGAAGGGACUAAAAAAAACCCUCUUUGAAGCACUAUGAGUGAGCCAUUUUGGCAAUGCUCCACAUACACAAGCACAAGAAUCGGGAUAUUGACAAAGUAGUUUCCGAGUUCCUUUCCUUCACGGAAAGCAUCUUUUUUUAAUAUCAGGGGAGUAACGUGGUUUUUCCGGUUAGGUACGCGCUUGAAGGCGCAGUGAAACAAGCACCGAAGGCGCAAGCCUCUGGGGUGUCUGAGAGCAUACUCCCCAAGAAAAACUUUUCAUUAUUUUUAGGGCCUCGGAAAUGCUAUUUCCCAUGAUUUUCAGGGGAAAGUUUCAUAAAACAAAGCAUGGGAAAACGCUAACUUUUCAUUAACUUUGUUGUUUAUUUUUCAACCUUUGGUACUACUGAUAUAUGUGUAUAUUAGUUAUAAACUGUAAAUGUGACUACAGGAAAAAAGUGAAAAAGAGCUUUACUCAGUGAUGGCGCGUUUGAACGACCCGAGGGACUCUGUGCACCUGACUCUCGGAUGCCUCAGUUUAUUUUGGAGGAGUUAAAACAAUUUCCACCCAGAAAAAACUGAACCAUCUUUUGCUAAAAUGCUGAAAAACAAACGACACAAAGAGAAAUUACGGCCAAAGGAGCUCGUCAUCACCUGCCCUGGAGUUCCACUUGCUACCAAUAUUUAAGUCUCACAUAGCGCGUUCGUUCAGACUUUUUAAAAUAAAACUCCAUGUCAGAUUUCUUUUCUCGCGAAAAUUUGCAAGUUUCUCACCACAAAGGUGUUUGCUGGAAAUCCUACUCUUCUCUGAUUGGCUUAGAGUUUUUUUUGGCGCGAAGGAUGAUUUGCUGUUGCACAGACCUCCGUGGAUGAUAAAAAGAAAGAUGGAGGACCUUGGCUGUAGGAUUAAAAUGUUUUAUAUGGUCUUCACUCGCCAGGAGUUCACGUACAGUUAAAACUAAACAACAUUGUGCGUCGAAUGGCUAUCGUAUUGAGAUUAAAGCUUCAAUCUCUUCUAUUGUAUUGGGAGCAAUAAACCAUGUUACCAUGAUUACAUGGCAGCAGUUGACCCUGUUUUGAUACCCUUUCCGCUUUCUUAUGUAAAUCCUGUUGUUCUUGCGCUAACUAGUAUUUUUAAAGCAUAGUUUUCGUAAGAAAACAAAGGAAGUUUUUAUCAAAACUUCGUCAAACUCAGCCUCGCAUUCCUGGUCGAGGACUAGGGUCAGUACUAAGACAACAACUGUAAAAUAGUCCGGCUAUACCUAGGUCCGAUAAGGCCUUCCUUAGAAAUCGCACCUUGUGUGAGAAAGCCGCCUGACGAGAAACGUAUUGCCACAUUUGGUUUUGCAAUAAAAAUAAUCUAUCUCUAGAGCCACCUAAAAUAUCGACGAUAUCUCUGUUAUUUCAAGGUACUUAUAUUAUUUCCACCAAGUGUCCGUCGAACAGCGGACGUGGUUAAUGGAGCCAUCCAUUAUCCUCAUCCCUUAAAAGCUGAAUGACUCUUCUUACGAUUUGGACAGCUUCCUUGUGUUUAAACUAGGAGGUUAUUGUGCAUUUGAACUAGUAAACAGACAAAACAUAACUAUACUUUACUUAAGUUGUUUGUCAUGUUUUAUAGUAGUAUUCGAAGAGAAAAUUUGCGCUAUGAUUAUGUUGAUUUGAGCGCAGUGAAUUAGAACGUUUAACUAUGAAGUGAACUCUCCCUUAACAACAGUCGCAUGGUUGUCCAACGGUCUUAAUGGCCUUCGUCUUAAAGAAAAUUGUGACAGCAUUGAUGUACCAAAAAAUUCAUUUAUUUACAAAAGUAAUAAAUAAAUAAACAAACAAACAAAUAAAUAAAUGAAUAAAUAGAUAAAUCAUUAUGUACCCACUGUGAGAGCUAGAAAGAUCACUUGAUGCAAAUUCUUAACUUUACAAAACCCACGUAACUGAGGAGCUCUUUACACCACCCAUGAAAAAAUCAUUUAGCUAUUAUUUGGAGGUAUGGAAUUGGAACAUUGGAAAUAAUAAUAAAAAAACUGUUCGUCUGAGUAAACAACCUGUAUGCGACUUAUCUGAGCUAUAACCCUGAUGUACCUUUUGAAUGUUAACAUUAUAUCACGGCACUGGCUUGUUUAAGACACCAAGACGGGAUAGUCGCAAACGGAAGCUUCCCGGCGGAUCAACUCAAGAAUGCAUGAAAGCGACAGAUCACAAAAUAUAAUGGUGUCAUAAAAAUCAGUGAUAAUAUGUCGUCUCGUGAUAAAAAAAAAAUCAAACACGAAACCGGGAAGAGACUUAAAAGUCGUUUUGUUAGAAAAAUUUGGUCAAAAUCAAGUUUUUGGAAUGGCGACGCUUGCGGAAUAUAAAACUCGUAACAUCUUCUGAACCUUGUUGUUGUCAGCCUAUCCAGGGAAAAAAGUUUUGAAAAUGUCGACGGGUAUAAAGCACUACUAAGUUUUAAGGCACACUUUCGAACCAAUUAAAGGAAUUUACUUGGACUAAACACGAUUGUCGCUGAAUCAUUUACUCGCAUGCGACUCCUUAAGUUCGCUAGCCAUAACUUUUAAAAGUUAUUUGUCACCAUCAGCUACCGAAUUUUGAACACCCAUUACCACGAUUAGCCGGCUGUACUAUUGGCAAUUAACUGAUUAAAAUUAAAAAUCUGUCUUCACAACCAUAAUCAUAAUCAUAUUCGUAAUGAACCGUGCUAUUUUCAUCAGUAGUUUUCAACCAUGAAGGAAAUGUUGGAAUCAUUUUAAAACGGCUUUAGAAUCUUACAGUUUCUUGGUGAAAAUCCGGGGCAUAUCCACGGCCGUUUCCAUAUCUUCACCGAAUUUCUUGAGAAGAACUCUGGUCUGUUGCCUUCGUUUCUGAGUGAGCUGUUCUUCAGUGGCCUCAACCAUUCCAAUCCUUCGUACCUUUUGGUCGUCAUGAUGCGCUGUGUUACUUGAGUUCUGUUGUAUUCUCUCAGGAAUAUCCUCACACUGAUAAGCACUAUCAGUGUUGCCGAGAUCGAUGUCUUCUUGUUCAUCGGCUUUUUGCAUGUUGCCGUGCGUUUCACUGUUCUUAAUCUCAACAUGGAUGUCUUCUGGGCGUAUCAGUUCCUCGUUUCUGCUAAUAUAUUUUUCCCGUCGCGUUCGAGUGCUCACGUACAUUUCUUCACUAGUUUGCUUUGAGCAAAUGGAUUGAUUCACAGUAGCCGCGACGCUCAAACUCUCCGCCAUUUCGUUUAUCCGGUUGCCUCCUUUACAGAAAUAGCUAUCCAGUUGUUGUGGUACAGUUUAUAUAGGCGUUUUUGUUGUUGUUUUUUCUGCUUUGUUAAUUUAAGAAGAAAACAAAAUUUGGUUAACGCCCUUUAACUGGACCGGAAAAGGAACCAAAAUGCAUUACCGAAUAUAAACGUUCCGCGACAGCAGCAAUAACAACAACAACAACAACAACAACAUCAUUUCUUUUUUAAUUCCAGAUUUUACUUUCACGCUGAUAGGCUUUUAAGUACAGCCCUGGAAAACGAAAUCUAAUUUUGUGUGAUAUCAAAAAGUAACAUUAAAAACAAAUAGUUUUAGGUAUUGUAUAUCGUAACGUAGAUUAGUUAUUACGAUGUACGUGUUCGCUUCAAGGCGUGUCCAUAUUUGGCAAUCGCCAAGAUCCGUAUUUUUCACUAAGAACCUCUUAUUUUAGGCCACGCCCAGAUUAAACUGAUACUCAUUUACGAUAUUUAAAAAGAGAACGUCGGUUCCUGAGGAUGUCUAAGAUGUUUUGAAGGAGACGAGCUGUUGAGCAUAAUACUCACUGAAAUGCGGGAAAGAUUUUACCAAUAUCCUGAUGUAAUUUGUCCCGGCGACUUUUAUGUUUAAAUGCGAUUAUUUUAAAAAUUAACUGGGUGUAUAAAACCUGCUUCGUUCAACAAUACUCACAGCUUUUUAUUGUGCGCCAUAUCACAGGCGCCAUUCUUGUGAAACAACGCUGUAAUUACAAAAUUAUAGUCGCUGCUUCAAUAACCCCAACCUUAACCCUAACCUUAAAACAGCAUUCUUUAAAUAAAAGAUAGACCCUGGCCCCGACCCCGGCCCCGGCCCCGACCCCGAUCUCGCGUUUUACUGACACCACGUGGGACGACGCGAAGAGAUGUGAGUAGGAAAAACAGUGAGGGAAUGGGGUAGGCCACGAGCCUUAGCGGCGACAUCGAAAAACCCAACUUACUCCACUGACUUAAAAGAUAUCACGUAAUUAUCAGCGCUGCUACUCUCGAACAACCCGAAUAGUAACUGCAAACCGUCGUGAAAAAAAAAAAGAAUUUUACUGGAACGAUAAGUGUCAACCCUAUUCCUAAUCCUAACCUUAAAACAGCAUUCUUUUAAAAAAAGAUAGACCCCGACCCCAGCCCCAGCCCCAGCCCCAGCCCCGACCCCGUCCCCUCGUUUUACUGACACCCGUCCCCACGGUCUGAACGCCUGGAACAGGCUAGUGGUAUGCAGGGUUCAUCCUUUGCGCUUGUCUGCGUGAGCUGGAGGCCGCGGGAUCGGAUUACUUCCAUUGGUCUGGCCUGCGAACGGCCAGACAUUGACGUUGCUCGGAUGGCCAGGUGGAAAUAACUGUCCGAUCUCAAACCAUUUUGUCGCGGAAAAAUGUAGAACGAAUCUAGAAGAAAAGCCGGACUAACAAGGCCACAGGAAAACAAACUCUAACUUUUAUGUACAACAUUUAAUGAAGAAGUGUUUGGCACGGGAAAGUAACUGAGUGCGAUCCAUUCAACCAAAAUUUCCGACCGGUCCGACCGGGAAAAGUGGUCCACCUCAAAAGGUGGACCAGUUUUUUCGAAACUUUUCCGGUUGGACCGAACCGAUCCAUUGAGUUUUGGACCGAAAUUUUCGGAAAUUUUGAUUGAAUGGAUCGCGCUCCACAACUCUGGUCGACGGGUCCCUUGACGACGCAAGCCGCCAGUUCUAUCCAGGGAUACAAGUCGCUUUUGUCACUUUGCUAACCUAUCCUGUGUCAACCUGCGCUACCGAAGGCAGUUUUAAAGGCAUGAAGGGACUAAAAACCCCUCUUUGAAGCACUACGAGUGAGCCAUUUUGGCAAUGUUCCACAUACACAAACACAAGAAUCGGGAUAUUGACAAAGUAGUUUCCGAAUUCCUUUCCUUCACGGAAAGCAUCUUUUUUAAUAUCAGGGGCGUAACGUGGUUUUUCCGGUCAGGUACGCGCUGGAAGGCGUAGUAAAACAAGCACCGAAGAGGCAAGCCUCUGGGGGGUCUGGGGGCAUACUCCCCAAGAAAAAUUUUUGAUUAUUUUUAGGGCCUCGGAAAUGCUAUUUCCCAUGAUUUUCAGGGGAAAGUUUCAUAAAUCAAAGCAUGGGAAAACGCUAACUUUUCGUUAACUUUGUUGUUUAUUUGUCAACCUUUGGUACUACUGAUAUAUGUGUAUAUUAGUUAUAAACUGUAAAUGUGACUACAGGAAAAAAGUGAAAAAGAGCUUUACUCAGUGACGGCGCGUUUGAACGACCCGAGGGACUCUGUGCACCUGCCUCUCGGGUGCCUCAAUUUAUUUUGGGGGAGUUAAAACAAUUUCCACCCAGAAAAAACUGAACCAUCUUUUGUUAAAAUGCUGAAAAACAAACGACACAAAGAGAAAUUACGGCCAAAGUAGCUCGUCAUCACCUGCAGUCACCUCGGAGUUCCACUUGCUACCAACAUUGAAGUCUCACAUAGCGUUCGUUCAGACUUAAAAUAAAACUCCAUGUUAGAUUUCUUUUCUCGCGAAAAUUUGCUAGUUUCUCACCACAAAGGUGUUUGAUGGAAAUCCUACUCUGCUCUGAUUGGCCUCCUGGAUUGGCUUAGACUUUUUUUGACGCGAAAGAUGAUUUGCUGUUGUACAGACCUCCGUGGAAAAUAAAAAGAAAGAUGAAGGAUCUUGGCUGUAGGAUUAAAAUGUUUUAUAUGGUCUUCACUUGCGCCAGGAGUUCACGUACAGUUAAAACUAAACAACAUUGUGCGUCGAAUGGCUAUCGUAUUGAGAUUAAAGCUUCAAUCUCUUCUAUUGUAUUGCGGAGCAAUAAACCAUGUUACCAUGGUUACGGUUAUGGCAGCAGUUAACCUUGUUUUGAUACAACCCUUUCCGCUUUCUUAUGUAAAUCUUGUUGUUCUUGCGCUAACUAGGAUUUGUUAACCAUAGUUUUUAUAAGAAAACAAAGGAAGUUUUUAUCAAAACAUGGUCAAACUCAGCCUCGCAUUCAAUCGAAGGCUAGGGUACUAAGACCGUCACAACUGUACAUGUAAAAUAGUCUAUUCCUAGGUCCUAUAAGGCCUUCCUUAGAAAUCGCACCUUGUGUAAGAAAGCCGCCUGACGAGAAACGUAUUGCCACAUUUGGUUUUGCAAUAAAAAUAAUCUAUCUCUAGAGCCACCUGUUAUUUCAAGGUACUUAUAUUAUUUCCACCAAGUGUAGGCCUUUCCCGAUUGCGCUGAGCACCUUUUCAGCACUUUUUUGAGUUUGGAGCACUAUUUUGCAUUUUGAGCACCCUUAAGCACUUUUUCGCACUUUGGGCAACAUUUGAGCAAUAUUUCACAUUUCGAGCAAAUUUCGAGCAACAUAUGUCUUCUAAAACAUUUUAAAGCAAAAACUGUGUGUCGCUCGCAACGAGAAUCGUGUUCCAGGUCAUAAAUUUGAAUAACUAAUGAUGUUGUCAAGAAUAAAAGACCGUUUUCAUGGAAAGGCACGUGGACUUAUCCUUACUGAGCGUGAGAACAGAAGUUUCUGAUUGGCUGAUGUAUCAUGCGUGUGUCAUCUCAAAUUUUUAAAUCAUCUGAUGUCUAGGCUUUGCACUAGUACUGCUGAAUUUAUUUACAAUGUGUAACCGGCUUUAGUUUUUUAAAAAUAUUAUUGUUCUAUAUUCUAUCAACCUUCGUAACAACCUGUCGAAUAACACUACGCAAAAUAGAUUGUUAAUUACUUCAGUAAAAAUUGACAUAUUUACGAAAAGCUUAGAGGUUACUGUUCACAACUUUUAGCACUUUUUGAGCACUAUUUUGAGAUUUUGAGCACUUUUUAGCCAUUUUUGCCAGCACUUUUUUAGGAUUUUACGAGCGCAAUCGGGAAAGGCCUAACCAAGUGUCCGUCGAACAGCGAACGUGGUUAAUGGAGCCAUCCAUUAUCCUCAUCCCUUAAAAGCUGAAUGACUCUUCUUACGAUUUGGACAGCUUCCUUGUGUUUAAACUGGGAGGUUAUUGUGCAUUUGAACUAGUAAACAGACAAAACAUAACUAUACUUUAGUCAACUAUAACCAACCAUUAUCUUAAGUUGUUUGUCAUGUUUUAUAGUAGUAUUCGAAGAGAAAAUUUGCGCUAUGAUUAUGUUGAUUUGAGCGCAGUUAAUUAGAACGUUUAACUAUGAAGUGAACUCUCCCUUAACAACAGUCGCAUGGUUGUCCAACGGUCUUAAUGGCCUUCGUCUUAAAGAACAUUGAUGUACCAAAAAAUUCAUUUAUUUACAAAAGUAAUAAAUAAAUAAACAAACAAACAAAUAAAUAAAUGAAUAAAUAGAUAAAUCAUUAUGUACUCACUGUGAGAGCUAGAAAGAUCACUUGAUGCAAAUUCUUAACUUUACAAAACCCACGUAACUGAGGAGCUCUUUACACAACCCAUGAAAAAAUCAUUUAGCUAUUAUUUGGAGGUAUGGAAUUGGAACAUUGGAAAUAAUAAUAAAAAAACUGUUCGUCUGAGUAAACAACCUGUAUGCGACUUAUCUGAGCUAUAACCCUGAUGUACCUUUUGAAUAUUAACAUUAUAUCACGGCACUGGCUUGUUUAAGACACCAAGACGGGAUAGUCGCAAACGGAAGCUUCCCGGCGGAUCAACUCAAGAAUGCAUGAAAGCGACAGAUCACAAAAUAUAAUGGUGUCAUGAAAAUCAGUGAUAAUAUGUCGUCUCGUGAUAAAAAAAAAAUCAAACACGAAACCGGGAAGAGACUUAAAUGUCGUUUUGGUUAGAAAAAUCUGGUCAAAAUCAAGUUUUUGGAAUGGCGACGCUUGCGGAAUAUAAAACUCGUAACAUCUUCUGAACCUUUUUGUUGUCAGCCUAUCCAGGGAAAAAAGUUUUGAAAAUGUCGACGGGUAUAAAGCACUACUGAGUUUUAAGGCACACUUUCGAACCAAUUGAAGGAAUUUACGUGGACUAAACACGAUUGUCGCUGAAUCAUUUACUCGCGUGCGACUCCUUAAGUUCGCUAGCCAUAACUUUUAAAAGUUAUUUGUCAUCAUCAGCUACCUCAUUUUGGACACCCAUUACCACGAUUAGCCGGCUGUACUAUUGGCAAUUAACUGAUUAAAAUUAAAAAUCUGUCUUCACAACCAUAAUCAUAAUCAUAUUCGUAAUGAACCGUACUAUUUUCAUCAGUAGUUCUCAACCAUGAAGGAAAUGUUGGAAUCAUUUUAAAAUGGCUUUUGAAUUUUACAGUUUCUUGCUGAAAAUCCGGGGCAUAUCCACGGCCGUUUCCAUACCUUCACCGAAUUUCUUGAGAAGAACCCUGGUCUGUUGCCUUCGUUUUUGAGUGAGCUCUUUUUCAGUGGCCUCAACCAUUCCAAUCCUUCGUGCCUUUUGAUCGUCAUGAUCCGCAGUGUUAUUACUUGAGCUCUGUUGUAUUCUCUCAGGAAUAUCCUCACACUGAUAAGCACUAUCAGUGUUGCCGAGAUCGAUGUCUUCUUGUUCAUCGGCUUUUUGCAUGUUGCCGUGCGUUUCAUUGUUCUUAAUCUCAACAUGGAUGUCUUCUGGGCGUAUCAAUUCCUCGUUUCUGCUAACAUAUUUUUCCCGUCGCGUUCGAGUGCUCACGUACAUUUCUUCACUAGUUUGCUUUGAGCAAAUGGAUUGAUUCACGGUAGCCGCGACGCUCAAACUCUCCGCCAUUUCGUUUAUCGGUUGCCUCCUUUACAGAUGUAGCUAUUCAGUUGUUGUGGUACAGUUUAUAUAGUCUUUUUUGUUGUUGUUUUUUUCUGCUUUGUCAAUUUAAGAAGAAAACAAAAUUUGGUUAACGCCCUUUAACUGGACCGGAAAAGGAACGAAAAUGCGUUACCGAAUAUAAAUGUUCCGCAACAGCAGCAACAACAACAACAACAACAACAAUAUCAUUUCUUUUUUAAUACCUGAUUUUACUUUCACACUCAUAGACUUUUAAGUACAGCCUUGGAAAACGAAAUCUAAUUUUAUGUAAUAUCAAAAAGUAACAUUAGAAACAAAUAGUUUUAGGUAUUGUAUAUCGUAACGUAGAUUAGUUAUUACGAUGUACGUGUUCGUUUCAAGGUGUAUCCAUAUUUGGAAAUCGCCAAGAUCCGUAUUUUUCACUAAGAACCUCUUAUUUUAGGCCACGCCCAGUUUAAACUGAUACUCAUUUACGAUAUUUGAAAAGAGGACGUCGGUUCCCGAGGAUGUCUAAGAUGUUUUGACGAAGACGACCCGUUGAGCAUAAUACUCACUGAAAUGCGGGAAAGAUUUCACCAAUAUCCUGAUGUAAUUUGUCCCGGCGACUUUUAUGUUUAAAUGCGAUUAUUUUAAAAAUUAACUGGGUGUAUAAAACCUGCUUCGUUCAACAAUACACACAGCUUUUUGUUGUGCGCCAUAUCACAGGCGCCAUGCUUGUGAGACAACGCUGUAAUUACAAAAUUAUAGUCGCUGCUUCAAUAAUCGUUCCAGUAAAAUUCUAUUUUUUUUCGCGACGGUUUGCAGUUUCUAUUCGGGUUGUUCGAGAGUAGCAGUGCUGAUAAUUACAAGAUAUCUUUUAAGUCAGUGGACUAAGUUGGGUUUUUCGAUGUCACCGCUAAGGCUCGUGGCCUACCCCACGCCCUCACUGUUUUUCCUGCUCACAUCUCUUCGCGUCGUUCCACGUUAGGGUUAGGGUUAGGUUGGGGGUUAGUGUCAACCCUAUCCCUAACCCUAACCUUAAAACAGCAUUCUUUUAAGGAAAGAUAGACCCCGACCCUAGCCCCUUCCACGACCCCGUCCCCGCGUUUUACUGACACCCGUCCCCACGGUCUGAACGCCUGGAACAGGCUAGUGGUAUGCAGGGUUCAUCCUUUGUGCUUGUCUGCGUGGAGCUGGAGGCCGCGGGAUCGGAUUAUUUCUAUUGGUCUGGCCUGCGAACGGCCAGACAUUGACGUGGCUCGGAUGGCCAGGUGGAAAUAACUGUCCGGUCUCUAGCCAUUUUGUCGCGGAAAAAUGUAGAACGAAUCUAGAAGAAAAGCCGGACUAACAAGGCCACAGGAAAACAAACUCUAACUUUUAUGUACAACAUUUAAUGAAGAAGUGUUUGGCACGGGAAAGUAACUGAGUAGACUGCAGUAAUUCUCUCAUUCCUUUUUCUUUUUCUAAAUUGUAUUUUUUUUUUCAACCUGCCUCUUUUGUUACCUCAACAGGACACGCGCGAGGAAAAAGAAUUUAGAGUAAGCCGGUUAGCCAACGCGAUACGGCUGGACCCUGCGGAAACAGAUUUGACUAAAGCCAUGAAGAUGAUCCAGAAAGAAGGUUAGACUGCAAAAUGCCUUGCGUCCAAGGUGACACUGGAUUACACUCCUUUUUAAUUGUCGGGGAAUUGAGCUAUUCAGUACCCCCAUCCCGGGGUACUCCCUAUUCGGAGAUACUUUAAAAACAAUGCGUUUACUGAAAACCUUGCUGAGAACGCGCCCCCCCCCCGGUUCAGUACCAAUCAAUCUCAAUUGCACAUUUUUUUAAAACAUGGAGGUAAAAAAGUUGAACGGCAUUUUAAAAUGAAAUACCCACUGGUUUUUGUUCUUCUUUUAGCUGGGACCUCACAGGAUCCUAUGGCAGUAGUAUGCUACUGUGCUGUUGGUUGGCGGGCAAGCAUCAUGUCGCAGCGGCUGUUAGACGAGCUAGAAAAACCUGAAAAUCAGGAUAUCAAGUCUAGCAUGGAAGUGUACAGCUUAGAAGGGGCCAUUUUCAAAUGGGCCAAUGAAAGGAAGGACCUUGUUGACCCGGAUGGGAAGGACACGGAUUCGAUACAUACUUUCGACCGUUUUUGGGGACUGUUAGUUGAUAAAGAAUUGAGGAGAGUCGACCCUUAA
Messenger RNA from Porites evermanni, 13325 nucleotides. Lineage: Eukaryota; Metazoa; Cnidaria; Anthozoa; Scleractinia; Poritidae. The record is from the annotation of a GenBank genome assembly.